AAACUCCGCCCUUCGCAGCCUGUGAUGCUCUUUAUUGUGGAGUUUUAUUAUAUCCCAAGAAUCUGGACUGCUAUACCGUGCACAAGAAAAAGAACAUAGACCAACAAAACGGGUUCCAGCAUUGGUGAAUGACGGGACUGCAUUCUAAAUUCUGGAAAUUACAGGGAUAGAGGAAUAAAGAAAGAGACAGAAGCGUAGGAGCAGCAGCGAGGAAGCAGGCUGAACACAUCAACCCGACUGCUCCCUGGAGAGCCUGUGUGGUGUGUCUGUCUGUGUGACUAAAUAAGGGAUGCGUGCAUGAGCCUGGUUCACAUUCUGGACCAUUGUAAAAUAUACAUUUUCUUUUUUAACCUGAGAGAAGGAGUACCCUCCAAAGAAGCGUAUUUUUGCAUACAAAGUGCUCUUCGUGGAGAAAGGGCUUUACAUAUUGAAAGACGACCUGGUAAUAAACCAUAAAUAUAGUUUUCAAGGGGGAAAGAAUGAUGGCUGAAUUGACACUUUAAUUGACUCCGGAAGCAGGAAUAAAAGCUAUGCGUCUGAAGCGCGAGGGCUGAUGUAAACAGACACACGCCACCAUCCCCUGGGACUGGGAAACUCUGCAACUGGGCGCUGUGACUUUCAAAAAACCUUCUCCAAGCUGUUUUGAAACAGUGCACAAUAUGGGCAUAGCUGUAAACCAGUGCAAGAGGCUGACGUCUAUGAGAAAAUGGAAAAAAUUUAAGUAAAAAACAAAACAACAACAAAAAACACGUUUGUCAAAAGGGCUCAUCGAUGUAAAUUGAUUUUUGUUUCGAUUUGGUAACUGCUAGUGGUUUCAGGAGGACCUGUAUUUUUGACAAGGGUGAUAAAUAAAAUAGUAAACCAUUUUUGCGAAGAAAAACAAAGUACAGGGACUGACCUUCCAAAAUAAAUACAUUGUUAGUAUUAAUAAGACGCUCGUGUAAAGGCAGAUGAAGCAAUAAUGACACUCUGAUGGUUACAAUGUACAGAACACCGUGGAUUUGUACAGCAAUUUGAUUUGAAAUUGUGCAGCAAUAACUGUUAACACUAAUUGCACUUGUGACAUUUAGGUGCAGGUGAAUGGUACAGCGGUAAGUGAAACGAUAACACCAAGACACUGAGAUAAUCCGUGUAUAGCGCAGAGGAUUGGCGACAACUCCUCGAUCAUUAGUUCUCAAACCGUCAAAUUGGUGCGAGGCUGAUCCCGUUGAGACUUGGGGGAUGUUGAGUGCAGCUGGUUCUGGGCGUGUGACAAAGUGAGAAUGAGAACACCGCGAUCGCAGAUCAAGCUCGGAGGCCUCUGCUGAAGCAAGUGUAUUCUUAUAUUCCAGCGUCUUUCACGUGUGGCUGACAAAAUCCUGUGACACCUGCGCUCAAUUCUAGAAUAUCAAAAAUAGGAAAUAAAUAUGAAUCUCUGUCAACACUAAAAUCUGACAACACGCAUGAUGUUUCUGAAUGAUUUUGUAGUGCUUUCUGACUAAAACAUACAUUUUCUUUGCCUUAACAAUUUUAAUUGCUGGUGAAGUUUUACAUAAAAUAUGGACAUCCUACCCAGGUGUUCGCCAAUAGAAAUGGAUUAACCCUUUCACCCCAGGAUCCUCCUGGCACGUGUAAGUGGCAGUACCCUGGAAGAGGAAGUUUAAAGCAGCGAGCAGAGAAUUGGAGGGGCUGUGGCGUGACGCUUGAGCAGGCGGCAUCACCUUCAUAAAUCAUAGCCGGGAUUAAGGCUACAGGAUGCCGGUCAGGAGAGGCCAUGUGGCGCCCCAGAACACAUUCCUGGAUACCAUCAUCAGGAAAUUUGACGGGCAAAGUCGUAAAUUCAUCAUCGCCAAUGCACGAGUCGAGAACUGCGCCAUAAUCUUCUGUAACGAUGGCUUCUGUGGCAUGUGUGGCUACACACGGGCAGAGAUCAUGCAGAAACCGUGCACCUGUGACUUCCUGUACGGGCCACAGACCAAGAAGAGAGCCAUUGCGCAGAUUGCACAGGCCCUGUUGGGUUCCGAGGAUAGAAAGGUGGAGAUUAUCUUCUACAAGAAAGACGGUGUGUGGUUCCUGUGUCAGGUAGACGUGGCCCCGGUGAAGAAUGAAGAUGGCACAGUGAUAAUGUUCAUCCUGAACUUUGAAGCCAUGACAGAGAACGAGCUGCUGCACUCUCCUGAGAGGGAUGUCAAUCACAAAGUCCCCUCUAACUGGUUCCCAGCAGGCAGGGCGCGAGGCUUCAAGCUGCGUUUUCCGAUGCUGCGCUCCCUGACAGCCAGUAAGCAGUCCCUGCCGCAGGAGGACCCAGACGCGGUGGUGGUGGACUUGUCCAAGCCUAGCAGUGAGUCUCUGGCCAUGGGGGAGCUGCUGUCCACUCCGGAGAGGAACUGCCUGGUGAGCUCCGAGCUGCAGCAGCCGGAUGACCAGCGAGUGCUCAUUGACGGGGUGCUGGAGUCCCUGAACCACUCCUGCUCCCAGCCACACCGUCUCAACCCCGACAUGUCCUUCUCCAACUACAGCCUGACCUGCAGCCGCUCCCGCGAGAGCUUCUACCGCGUGCGCCGAGCCUCCUCUGUCGACGACAUUGAGGCGCUGAAGACCGACUUUGACAAGAAAUUCUGCAAUCGCCAUGCCAGCACAGAUGGAAUGAAUCACAUCAAAAGCACCCUUCUGAACUCCACCUCGGACUCUGACCUGAUGCGCUACCACACCAUCAGCAGGAUACCGCAGAUCACCCUGAACUUCGUGGAUUUUAAGGGGGAUCCAUUCAUAGCCUCCCCGUCCACGGACAAGGAGAUCAUCGCACCGUGCAAGCUGAAGGACCGCACACACAACGUCACUGAGAAGGUCACACAGGUUUUGUCACUGGGUGCCGAUGUUCUUCCUGAGUACAAGCUGCAGGCUCCCCGGAUCCACAAGUGGACGAUCCUGCACUACAGCCCCUUCAAGGCAGUGUGGGACUGGCUGAUCCUGCUGCUGGUGAUCUACACAGCCAUCUUCACGCCCUACUCAGCGGCCUUCCUGCUCAACGACCGGGAGGAGGUGAAUCGCCGGGACUGCGGCUACUCCUGCAACCCGCUCAACGUGGUGGACCUCAUUGUGGACAUCAUGUUCAUCAUCGACAUCCUCAUCAACUUCCGCACCACCUACGUGAACUCCAACGACGAGGUGGUGAGCCAGCCCGGCCGCAUCGCGGUGCACUACUUCAAGGGCUGGUUCCUCAUCGACAUGGUGGCUGCCAUCCCCUUCGAUCUUCUCAUUUUCCGCUCCGGAUCUGAAGAGACCACCACUCUGAUUGGCCUCCUGAAGACGGCCCGGCUACUGCGAUUGGUGCGUGUGGCGCGGAAGCUGGACCGCUACUCCGAGUACGGCGCGGCAGUGCUCUUCCUGCUCAUGUGCACCUUCGCCCUCAUCGCGCACUGGCUCGCCUGCAUCUGGUACGCCAUUGGCAAUGUGGAGCGCCAGUACCUCAGCCCACGGAUAGGCUGGCUAGACUCUCUGGGAGACCAGAUUGGUAAAUUCUACAAUGAGAGUGACCCCUCUUCUGGCCCUUCCAUCAAGGACAAAUACGUGACGGCGCUCUACUUCACGUUCAGCAGCCUGACCAGCGUGGGCUUCGGGAACGUCUCCCCCAACACCAACUCUGAGAAGAUCUUCUCCAUCUGCGUCAUGCUAAUCGGCUCUCUGAUGUAUGCCAGUAUCUUUGGGAACGUCUCUGCGAUUAUCCAGCGGCUGUACUCGGGCACGGCGCGCUACCACACUCAGAUGCUGCGGGUUCGAGAGUUCAUUCGCUUCCACCAGAUCCCCAACCCACUGCGGCAGAGACUGGAGGAGUACUUCCAGCACGCCUGGUCCUACACCAAUGGCAUCGAUAUGAAUGCGGUGCUGAAGGGUUUCCCGGAGUGCCUCCAGGCAGAUAUCUGUCUGCACCUGAAUCGCAGCCUGCUGCAGAAUUGCAAAGCCUUCAAGGGAGCCACCAAGGGCUGCCUGCGAGCACUGGCCAUGAAGUUCAAGACCACGCACGCCCCCCCGGGCGACACACUGGUCCAUGCGGGCGACGUGCUCUCCGCACUCUACUUCAUCUCACGCGGCUCCAUCGAGAUCCUGCGCAGGGAAGUGGUCGUCGCCAUUCUGGGUAAGAACGACAUUUUCGGAGAGCCAAUCAACCUGUACGCUCGGCCUGGCAAGUCGAAUGCGGAAGUGCGAGCGCUGACCUACUGCGACCUUCACAAGAUCCACCGCGAGGAUGUGCUGGAGGUACUGGACAUGUACCCUGAGUUCUCAGACCACUUCUGGUCCAACCUGGAGAUCACCUUCAACCUCAGAGAUACCAACAUGAUCCCGGGAUCCCCAAGCAGCAACGACUCUGACUGCGGCUUUAACCGGCUACGGCGCCGGAAACUCUCCUUUAGGAGGCGGACCGAGAAAGAUGACGAGAAAGCUGGUGAGAUAAAGACAACCCAGAAGUCUUUGCAAAGGGGGAGAAGGGAGGGCAGGAGCAACCAGGGGGAGCGGAGGAAGGCAGAGUGGGAGGGCGCUCACAGCUCAGUCUCCUCCCCUUUGGAAUCCAGCGAUGAGGAGGGCAAGGGACCUCUGCUACAGGCCCCGCCCCCUCCCUCCACCAUCCUGGAGAUGUCCCCCACCAAGGCCACACCCACACAGCUCCACUUCGGGGACACCCCAGAGGGGGAGGGGGACCCCAAGACAGGCAACACUUGUAACGCACUCUCGGGAGCGUUCUCGGGGGUGUCAAAUAUCUUCAGUUUCUGGGGUGACAGCCGCAGCCAACAGUACCAGGAGCUGCCGAGGUGCACCGUGCCGCGACGCGCUCCUGGCAAUGCACCGACACACAGCAUCACACGGCGGCAGAGGUCAGAGGUGGAGUGCAGGCUGGAUCUGCUCCAGAAACAGCUGAACAGGUUGGAGUCCCAGAUGACAUCAGAUAUCGGUGCCAUCAUGCAGCUGCUGCAGAGGCAGAUAGUCCUGGUGCCGCCAGCCUACAGCACGGUGCUGUCUCCUCCGCAGCCGGCACCCUACCCUGACCUGGGAGAGAGUCUGGUGCAGCCUGCCCCCCCGCUGGAGUCUGAGACGCAGGCCUUGCUUUCUCAGAUUUCUGAUUCCCAGGAUUUUGAAGCGUUUCCUCUGAAGUCCUGUCACUCUCUUCUGAGCACCACAGAGCUGCUGCCGAAGGAGCUUCCAGCAGAGACGCCUCAAGCCGGGGAGGCGUGCCAGACAGCCAGCCACACCGAAGCAGACCAGGACCUAGGAGGGGCAACAUCCAGCCACGAGGGGCCACCCCAGCUCUCCAUGUCUGACCAGCACAGAGGAGACCCCUUGGACUCACUGACUCCCCAGCGGCACAGCUCGGACCCUGGAAGCUAAUGUUCACUCGAUAUAUCAUCAUGAGCUCUUUCGUGCUGUCCAACACAAGGGGCAUCUGAAUUGCUCUCUGGUGGGAACAAAUAGCCUCUAAGAGAAAACUCAAGUGUUUUAUUUUAUUUUAGGACACUUUUUAGAAAACCUGUCUCUUCUUGACAGACUUGAGAGGAAUUGAGGAGACAAAUGUGUUUCUACCUGUUUAGUAGGUAUUUCGACUGCAGUGUGCAGAGAGAAAGUCUGUUUCCGAUCUCUGGUAGAGAUGAUAUGAAACACAAGUGAACAGGCCUAUAGAUAAAAUAGCCAUUUGGUCUUGCACUGAAAUUCAGGAGAAUAUUCCUUCCUGGCCCUCACUAAGGCUAGGAAGACGCUUCCUGACUGAAACUGAACUUUUAAGAUGUUAGCUGGCCUAACAAUCAAUCACCCAUCCUUUCAGGGGAGCAUUCACAGAAUUCAUUGCUCCUGAAAGAAUAGCCAUUGGUUCUAACUGAGCAUAUCAAACUCUCGUGGGAAAACCUUGUACAGAUUGUUCAAACAAAGUCAUAUAACAGUAUGCACAGCAGUUCAGAAUAGUAAGUUAUUUUAUGUAAAUAGGAUUUUAGUUCAAUAUGCAUGUAGGCAGAGAUGCACAUUCUUUAGAGAUACAUCUGGAUCUACCACUGCACCAUUAUACAGUUUUAGCCAGUGAUAGCCAGUUAUUGUCAAUCACAUGUUACAAAAGUUGACACAGCUACCACACCUCAUAGCAAAGGCUGGCUAAUGUUGUCUUUUCUUUCAAUAGUCAGCAGUCAGCAGAUUAAAAUCCCUCCUUCAUGCUUUCAGGAAAAUUACUCUUGACAUGUUUGACACGCACAACCUGCUCCCAGUCAUCCAUGUUGCAUGAAUGAUGAAGCAAUAGGGAUGUGCACACACUCAGAUUUUAUAAGUAAUCCCCUUUAACAUUGUUUAAGUCGGCAGGUAUUAUUUGAUUCAGAAAGAAACCUGCUAAGAACGUAUUAAUUGCAAAACAUGAAAUCAUGAUUUUCCCGUAUUUUUUGCUGUCUGCACAUUAAUAAAAAACAACCAAUAAUAAUACGAUAACUUUUACUGGUAGUGAAAUUAAUAUAGAAUUAUCUAAUCGUUUGUCAGGUAGAGAGCUGGAGCAACGCAAGGUCUCUUUCAUCUGAAAAUAAGGUGUUCUACUUCAAGCAGUAUCUGAGAUUAGCUAUAAACAUUAAACCUGUCUUCUGUUGUGAAGGAACAGUCCACUUUUACAUUCUUACUUUGUGCAGACUUUUUCAACAAAUUAAUUAAUUGUAAUUAGAAUAUUAAAUCCAUGUCCUCUGUGUGCACAUCCUAGGCAUACGGUUAUCUUGCCAUUAUUAUCUUAUUGUAUGGAUAUUUGUAUAUUGCAACAUUUUGCCUUGUGCAUCCCUGGGUUGCUCUUGUAAACGAGAUGCUGCCUCGUCCUAGUUAAUAAUAUUAUCCCUGUGAUAUGGAAGGGGUGGGGGUUAUCCACUGGCAGAAAGACAGAGACAGAACUGGCACUGACACAAAGCUCAGGUGCACAGAAUUUGUGUUUUUUUUAUACUGUGACACUACCAACAAUGGUAGGACAUAGGUGGGUAUGCAAAUAUUUACAAACAGGUCAAACAAAACACUGUACAAAAAGCAACUAAAAAUAAAAGUUUGCCGUGAA
Acipenser ruthenus (sterlet) is the source of this 7033-nucleotide messenger RNA. Its product is annotated as potassium voltage-gated channel subfamily H member 2-like. Gene Ontology annotation, biological process: potassium ion transmembrane transport; regulation of heart rate by cardiac conduction; membrane repolarization during action potential. The coding region runs from base 1735 to 5361 and encodes 1208 amino acids. Gene Ontology annotation, molecular function: inward rectifier potassium channel activity. Gene Ontology annotation, cellular component: membrane. NCBI's taxonomy places the organism in Eukaryota, Metazoa, Chordata, Actinopteri, Acipenseriformes, Acipenseridae. The record is from RefSeq and is a predicted model, not a curated record. The transcript has 15 exons.